Dibothriocephalus latus is the source of this 585-nucleotide messenger RNA. NCBI's taxonomy places the organism in Eukaryota, Metazoa, Platyhelminthes, Cestoda, Diphyllobothriidea, Diphyllobothriidae. The record is from the annotation of a GenBank genome assembly.
AUGUCUACAGGCCUGAAGCAAGCGGUUAAUCGAGUGACGGCAUAUGUUUUUCCUGUUACAAAUUCUGAACUUGAAACCUUGAGACUCAAACAAAAAUUUGGAUUUGCUUACACAAGUAAUCUCCCGCCCCAAAUGAUGCUUUAUUUUAAUGCUUUCUACGCGCCAUUCUGGUUUAUUGGGACAAUGAUCUGUUUUAUCAUCGAAUUCGAAUUUUUGAGCCAGAUUCGCAAAGUUGUUGGAAUCGCAGUGUUUCUGACCUAUAUAUUUACCGAAAUAACAAGGCUGUAUCUGGGGUUUAUUGGUAAUUUAGCGGAAAAGGUACCCGAACUUGCGGGUUUUUGGUUACUAUCGCUGCUGAUCCAAUUACCUGGAAUUUUCUAUCUUCUACUAGACACAGGAUUGAUAUUAUCUUCAUUCGAACGAACUAUUCACGCUGUGGAAGCUACAUUUGUGAUCUUAGAAACAACGACCGGUUUCUUUGUUGUAAAGCUAAUGGUGCAGAAUCAGGCAGUCAAAUUCUACACACUGACUCAAGGCGCCGUUCCCGAAGACUUAACCAAUACGUCCAAAGCGCAUUGUGCAUGA